UUUGUUUUGUCAAUUGGCGGAAGUUCAACACUAUAUACAUUUCGGGUUGUGCAGCAGAACAGUGUUGGGCAACCCUUGCCCUUGCGCUUGGUCUGGUUCUGGUUCAGUGUUUUUCAACCGUUGCAAGGAUGACAUCGAGAAUGUAGUAGUCCUCACACAUUUUCCUGAAAACCAAAAAGCAAGCAAGCAAGCAAGCGUGAGAAAAGGAAGAGAGAUGUCGCGACUUUUGAUGGCCGCCACGGCCGCCCGACUCCAAAGCGGAAUGUCCGGCAGCGGAAAACUGUUGUUCAACGCAACCCGUUAUCUGUCCGCUGGUAAGAAGGCGCCACCCCCGCCGCCGAAGGCCCCCCCACCAAAGGCAAGCAAGCCGAGCACGGCCCCCAAGUGUAAGCCGGUGCCUCCCCCGAAGCCGAAGCCGGGCUUCUUCCCCAGCGGCGGGAUGCACGCCGUCUUCAGCGAUCUACCGAAGCCCGAGGGCGACUUUAUGAAGGAAUGGUCGGCGAAGAACUCCAAGUACUCCAUGUUCAUGCUCAGCGGACUGUUGGCAUUGAUCGGCUCUAUAUACCUGUCGUAUAUGACGCUGGAAUUGUACGCCGGCGUGCCCGAAUAUCCCUACACCGAGGAGGAGAAGGAGGAGUUUGAAAUCGAGGAGGAGCGCCUCCAGGAGGAGAAGGAGGCCCGCGAGCAGCGCCACCAGGAUGCAGUAGAGGCCAGGGAGGUCGCCAUGCGCGCUCGCUUGGCCAAAGAGGCCAUGGUCCGCGAGUCGGAGCUGAUGAACAAGGACAUGGAAGGGGGCCUCGACGACAAGGAGGCGGCGGAGCUGCAGAAGCUGGCCGUCGAACGCGAAGCCUAUGCCGAGUGGGAGAAGGAGGAGGCAAAGCGUCGCGAGGAGAAGUUGAAGGAGCGCGAACAGAUCGCGAAGGAAAAGGCCAAGGUCAAGGCCGAGCGCGACAAGGAGCGCGACAAGAAGCGCAAGGAGCGGGAGAAGCUGCUGGAAAAGGAGGAGGCGGAGCGUGAGAAGGCGCGCGAAAAGGCCCGCAAGGAGCGCGAGAAGUCGCGCAAGGAGGAGGAGAAAGUGAAGGCGCAGGAAAAGGCCGAAAAAGAGAAGGCCAAGAAGGCCCUAACGGCAUAAUCUGUCUGUCACAUCCACCUAAGACCCACACACACACUUGCCACAAACCGCACUUAUAUUUUGUUAGUUUUUCCCCGAACCACAGGAAAAUCAGCUGUGAAAAUGUCUUUGGCAUCCACAAAACCCCACAUACACUGAAAUACACUUGCUGUUGUUGUUGGAACUGCAAACACACCCCACACCCAGGUAUUCGAUAUGCGAUACAAGAACUACCAAUAUUACACACACUUUUCAAAUGAAUUUGAGCAAAUGUUUAAUAAAAACCAAGAGAUUGCUGUGGCUGUUGGUCAAAUAUUAACCUGAA
This is a messenger RNA of Drosophila persimilis, 1436 nucleotides long. RefSeq names its product vicilin-like seed storage protein At2g18540. NCBI's taxonomy places the organism in Eukaryota, Metazoa, Arthropoda, Insecta, Diptera, Drosophilidae. Bases 215 to 1132 code for a protein of 305 amino acids. The transcript has 3 exons. The record is from RefSeq and is a predicted model, not a curated record.